AUGGCGGCGGAGUGCAGAGUACUGUCCUAUACCGUGUACAAGUGGAGCUCGUUCUCCUCCAGUUACCUCCCCGAAAACAUUUUGGUUGACAAGCCUAAUGAUCAAUCUUCAAGGUGGUCUUCCGAGAGCAACUACCCCCCUCAGUAUCUCAUACUGAAAGUUGAAAGGCCAGCCAUUGUCCAGAGCAUCACCUUUGGAAAAUAUGAGAAGACUCAUGUUUGCAAUUUGAAAAAGUUCAAAGUUUUUGGUGGCAUGAAUGAAGAAAACAUGACAGAGCUUUUAUCAAGUGGCCUGAAGAAUGAUUAUAACAAAGAAACAUUCACAUUGAAGCAUAAAAUUGAUGAGCAGAUGUUCCCAUGCCGAUUCAUUAAAAUAGUUCCUCUCUUGUCUUGGGGACCAAGCUUUAACUUCAGUAUCUGGUAUGUUGAAAUUAGUGGCAUUGAUAAUCCGGAGGUGGUACAGCCCUGUCUUCACUGGUAUAGUAAGUACCGUGAACAGGAAGCCAUUCGCCUUUGUCUCAAGCACUUCCGCCAGCACAAUUACACAGAGGCUUUUGAAUCCUUACAGAAGAAAACGAAAAUUGCCUUAGAACAUCCAAUGUUAACAGAGCUUCAUGACAAGCUGGUUUUGAAAGGAGACUUUGAUGGCAGUGAGGAGUUGAUUGAAAAGGCUGUAAAUGAUGGUCUGUUCAGCCAGUACAUCAGUCAACAAGAAUAUAAACCACAGUGGAACCAGAUAAUUCCUAAAAGCUCUAAAGGGGACGGAGAAGAUAGCAGGCCAGGAAUGAGGGGAGGACAUCAGAUGGUUAUCGAUGUACAAUCUGAGAUGGUGUAUUUGUUUGGAGGCUGGGAUGGAACACAGGACCUAGCAGAUUUUUGGGCAUAUAGUGUCCGAGAGAACCAGUGGAUCUGCAUAUCCCGAGAUACAGAGAAAGAGAAUGGUCCUAGUGCCAGAUCUUGUCACAAGAUGUGCAUUGAUACUCAGCGCAGGCAGAUUUAUACUCUUGGUCGGUAUCUGGACUCUUCUGUACGAAACAGCAAAUCUCUAAAAAGUGAUUUCUAUCGCUAUGAUAUUGACACCAACACGUGGACUUUACUGAGUGAAGAUACAUCAGCAGAUGGGGGGCCUAAGCUUGUAUUUGACCACCAGAUGUGUAUGGAUUCUGAAAAGCACAUGAUCUACACAUUUGGAGGGCGAAUACUGACUUGCAAUGGUAAUGUUGAUGAUAGCAGGGCCAGUGAGCCCCAGUUCAGUGGACUUUUUGCAUUUGAUUGUCGGACACAAGUGUGGAAACUGCUUAGAGAAGACUCUUGUAAUGCUGGACCUGAAGAUAUACAAUCCAGAAUUGGACAUUGCAUGCUUUUUCACUCUAAAAAUCGCUGCUUAUAUGUGUUUGGUGGACAAAGGUCGAAGACCUACUUGAAUGACUUUUUCAGUUAUGAUGUGGACAGCGACCAUGUGGAAAUAAUCUCAGAUGGCACAAAGAAAGAUUCUGGCAUGGUUCCAAUGACAGGUUUUACUCAAAGAGCCACCAUUGAUCCAGAGCUGAAUGAAAUCCAUGUUCUGUCAGGAUUAAGUAAAGACAAAGAGAAACGGGAGGAGAACGUCAGAAAUUCCUUCUGGAUUUAUGACAUUGUCAGGAAUAGUUGGUCUUGCGUGUAUAAGAACGACCAAGCAUCAAAGGAAAAUCCAAACAAAAGUCUUCAAGAGGAGGAGCCUUGUCCAAGAUUUGCACACCAGCUGGUAUAUGAUGAAUUGCAUAAGGUUCAUUAUCUUUUUGGAGGAAAUCCAGGAAAGUCCUGCUCUCCAAAAAUGAGGCUGGAUGAUUUCUGGUCUUUGAAGUUGUGCCGGCCUUCUAAAGAGUACUUGCUAAGACACUGUAAAUAUCUCAUUAGAAAACACAGGUUUGAAGAGCGUGCACAAACCGAACCUCUGAGCGCACUGAAAUACCUGCAAAAUGACCUGUUUGUCACUGUGGAUCACUCGGACCCUGAAGAAACUAAAGAGUUUCAGCUUCUUCCUUCUGCACUUUUCAAAUCCAGCAGAGAAUUCACCCCUCUUGGUUUCUCAGAUGUUGACCACACAUAUGCUCAGAGAACACAGCUAUUUGAUACACUUGUCAACUUCUUUCCAGACAGUAUGACCCCACCAAAAGGCAACCUGGUUGACUUGAUUACACUGUGA
Staurois parvus is the source of this 2184-nucleotide messenger RNA. Lineage: Eukaryota; Metazoa; Chordata; Amphibia; Anura; Ranidae. The record is from the annotation of a GenBank genome assembly.